Molecule: messenger RNA, 561 nt
Organism: Solanum stenotomum
Lineage: Eukaryota; Viridiplantae; Streptophyta; Magnoliopsida; Solanales; Solanaceae
Exons: 1
Coding region: 1-561 (186 amino acids)
Source: RefSeq, a predicted model, not a curated record
AUGCCAAAAGAAGGAGCAAAAUAUUGGUAUCCUAGACCUCAACAAACUAGAAUUAGUGAGGUCACUACUACAAACAAGUUUGGAGCAUUAGAAGGUGAGAACAAGGAAGAACCACAUAAAGAAAGUGACUUUGGUAGAAAAGAAGAAAAGAAGGGGAACCAGGUAGAGGAACAGGUACAUGGAACAACACAAUAUGAGGAAAGGAGCAAUAAAAAAGAGGUGAACAAUACACAAAACACUUCUAUUGAGAAAGAUGAUGCUCAAAGUGCAAUCAAAGAUAUGCUCAAUUUAUCAGAUGAAUUAGAGCAGUCGGUGAAAAAGAUGAAUGACAAAGAAAAAGAGGCAGAUGGGGAAAACGAGAAGGAAAUAGAAAAAAAAGCUGACACAAGAGAGCAUCCAGAUGUUGGCGAUAGUCAGAUAAGAGAGACAUGCAAUUCACAAACCCAUCAUGUAACAAUACCACCUCCAAAGAUAGAUAAACUCUCUGAGCAGGAAAGAAAAGAAAUACAGGAAAGAGAGAAAGAUGAGAACAUGGAAAUAAACAUUGAUAACAUAGGUUGA